Macroventuria anomochaeta is the source of this 1123-nucleotide messenger RNA. RefSeq names its product NAD(P)-binding protein. The coding region runs from base 70 to 1101 and encodes 343 amino acids. The record is from RefSeq and is a predicted model, not a curated record. Gene Ontology annotation, molecular function: oxidoreductase activity, acting on the CH-OH group of donors, NAD or NADP as acceptor. The transcript has 2 exons. Lineage: Eukaryota; Fungi; Ascomycota; Dothideomycetes; Pleosporales; Didymellaceae.
CUUUAAAUACUCCUCGAAUUCCUUCGUCAAAUCAUCACACCAAACCGAACGUCUUAAACUACUCUCACGAUGACUCGCGUUCUACUCACUGGAGGAAGCGGGUUCAUUGCCGCACACACUCUGGACAUCCUCUUGGAGCGUGGCCACUCUGUGGUUACCACAGUCCGCACACAAGAAAAGGCCGAUAAGAUCAAGGAGCAAUACAAUGGAAAGUACGCGGACAAGUUGAGCUUCGCCAUUGUUCCCGAUAUUGCGCAGCCAGGUGCUUUCGACGAGGCUGUUAAGUCAGACCCUCCAUUUGAGGCCGUCCUGCACACAGCUAGCCCGUUCCACUUCAACGUCACCGACGUUCGCAAGGACCUGAUUGACCCAGCAGUCGUUGGAACAACUGGCAUCCUUAAGUCUAUUAAGAAGAGCGCACCAUCAGUAAAGCAUGUCGUCAUCACAUCCUCGUUCGCCGCCAUCAUACAAGCCGACAAGGGCUUCUGGCCCGGCCACGAGUACUCGGAGGCCGACUGGAACCCGAUCACCUUUGAGCAGGCGACCGAGAGCCCCAUGUUGGGCUACCGAGCAAGUAAGACCUUCGCUGAGAAGGCGGCUUGGGAGUUCCUCGAGAAGGAGAAGCCCAACUUUACCAUCUCCACUAUCAACCCGCCGAUGGUCUUCGGACCCAUUGUCCACGCCCUCGACAGCCUCGACAACCUGAACACAUCGAACGAGCGCAUCCGCAACACUGUGCAGGGCAAGUUCAAGGACGAAAUCCCCCCUUCAGGCGUGCACUUCUGGGUCGAUGUACGUGACGUCGCAGAGGCUCAUGUCAACGCGUUCGAGAAGCCAGAAGCCGCGAACAAGCGAUUUUUCGUUACCGCUGGCUACUUCUCGAACAAGGAGAUCACACAGAUCAUCAAGAAGAACUUCCCACAGUACAAGGACCUGCCGAGUGACUCGACACCUGGCGGGGACUACCCUGAGGGCACACCGGACAAGGGUCUCUACACAUACAACAACAAGCGCUCAAUCGAGAUCCUGGGGUUGAAGUACAAGCCUCUGGAGCAGUCUAUUGUUGACUCGGUGAAGUCGUUCCAGGCAAAGGGCUUGUAGUUGUUACACAAGGGACGUCGUC